Molecule: messenger RNA, 1918 nt
Organism: Setaria italica (foxtail millet)
Lineage: Eukaryota; Viridiplantae; Streptophyta; Magnoliopsida; Poales; Poaceae
Exons: 2
Coding region: 21-1685 (554 amino acids)
Source: RefSeq, a predicted model, not a curated record
CCGCCGCCGCGUGGUACCCUAUGAACAUCUCUCGCGCGGAGGAAUUCCUCCGGAGCCGGCAGAGGCGCUCCCGGAAGCAUUCAUCUCCUCCGACGCGCUCCCCUAGCCCGACCUUGGGGGAGCCACGAGAGUUUUCCUAUCCGACGCUCCCCGCCGUCCUGAUCUCGAGGAGGCGGCUCUCUCCGGCGCGCCCCGCCGGCUCGGGCUCGAGGAAGCAGGCCCCUUUCUCUCCGACGUACCCCACCGGCCCGUUCCCGGGGCCGACGAAGCAGCUCCCGCACUCCGCGACGCCCCGCCCCGGCUCGAAGGAUUCCACCGCACGGCGGCCCCCAAGCUGGCUAAUCCUCGACCGCUUCGUCCACCGCAGCAGGCGGUACGGGGUCGUCGAUUGUGACGCCACGGCCUCGUACCCCGCCGAGGACUGCAUCGGCAGACGCAUCAGCGCCUCCCUCAGGAUUGCCGGGUCUCCCGCGGUCUCCCGCCUGUAUCUCCACUGGCCGAGCAGGCCGUGGAUCCAGGGCAUGAAGGAGCCCGCCGUCAUCGCCGCCCACGGCCACUCCAUCCUUUUCAAGGUCUACGUGCCCUUCUGUGAUCCUCAUUGCCACAGACCCUGCUUCUUCCCCAUCGAUUACUUCGUCUACUCGGCCCCCUGCUCGCCGUUUUCGCCGCCACGGCUCAGGCGCCUCCCAGUUUGCAAAGAUGGUGUGCACACUGAGCCCGAUGACAGGUUCUUCCAACCGUACCGGCGCCAGCAGCAGCGGGUCAUGCUGGACCGAGGGAUGGGCCUCCUCUGUCAUGGUGAAGAUGGUGAGUUCACUGUGGCGGAUCUUACUCACUGUUACUACCACGAGGUCGAGCUCUGCGUGCUGCAUGAUCCGCCUCUUGGCCGCCGCGCUGAAAUUGGAUGGAGCGUUGAGCGGCUGCAGAUCCCUCCUGACAUGCAUAUGAGGGGCCUCGACCUCUUCUCGUUCAACUCCGACGCUGUCAUCCCCAUCCACGGUUGCUUCUUGGCCUGGGUCGACUACUACCAAGGCAUGCUUCUUGUGGAUGUCCUCCACGCAGAUGUUGAUCCGCAGCUCAACUUCAUCCCACUGCCCGCGGAGACUCUGCUGUCUUGCCGCGUGAACUACGACGAAGGCUGUCCAGACCCAGCUAGGUGUGUCAGCGUCACUGAUUCUGGCACCAUCAAGCUCGUGUGCAUUAUCACAGGUACUUCUCCUUCUUUCACCAUAGCAACAUGGACUUUGGUUGACAUGGACCAAGGUGUAUGGGAGAAGGAUGGCACCGCCAUGGAGGACAUCCAAUUCUGGGGCCUUUACGCCGGCCUGAAUCUUCCAUGGGUACAUCCAAGUUUUCCAGUGGUAAGCUUGGUUGAUCCGGAUGUCAUCUGCUUCUUGCUAAAGGAGGAGGACAGCCACAAUUUCUGGAUGAUUGAGGUUAACAUGAGGACCGAGGUGCUGCAGUCCAGUGCCAUCUAUAUUAAUGAAGAAGAAGAAGAACGGUACUCCUCUAAGAAGACCCCAAGGAACUUCUUUGAUGGUCAUUGCUUUAUCCCCAGCAAGUUCUCUGCAUACUUGGAGAAGGAUGCCAUCACAAGUCAGGAACUAAGUGACGUGAUGCAGAAGAAAGUAAUACAGAGAAGGGCGAUGCAAAAGAGUGGAUUGGAGGCGCAACCGAAGAAGUGAUUUUGCUGAACUGAGGAUGGCCUGGUGGCAUGCAGCACUACUUUUGUCUUGUGGCUUUGAUGCGUGUUAACAAAUUUGACACUGAAACAUCUCCAUGGAGAUUUUUGGGAGGCUAGUUUGAAAGGAGAACUGGAGGAAUGAACAUUCUUCCUAUGUAACCAAAUAUGGGGCAUGCCCCCCUAACCAAAAUUUGGUCUAACCACGAAUAUUUAGCAUUCCCAAGUAAAGCCCCA